This is a messenger RNA of Acyrthosiphon pisum (pea aphid), 2751 nucleotides long. RefSeq lists its product as uncharacterized. Lineage: Eukaryota; Metazoa; Arthropoda; Insecta; Hemiptera; Aphididae. The record is from RefSeq and is a predicted model, not a curated record. The transcript has 4 exons. Bases 692 to 2317 code for a protein of 541 amino acids.
UAAAUCUUAAAUCGGGAUUACGACUACGCGUUAUCGCAAGAUGCACCGCAGCGUUAAAGAUAAGACGCGGGACAACAAUGUUAUCGUUGAGCUGAUAGCUGCUAUUUGAGUAGGGUUACGUUUGAUCAACGAUGACGAAACUCUUGAUAACUGACCACGGUACCAUCAGCUGUACUCGUACGUGCAUACUGCAUAAUACUACGUUUCGUCUGUACAAGUGCAGUGCGCCGGUGCGCAACUCCUCGGCCCUCGCUCGUCAGUCAUCAGUUGCUUCGCAGGAGGCCUACGACAACAACGUUUACUUGUGGCGCGUCGGUCUGCUAUUUGAAAACCCAUAAAAAGAACGACAAUCAUCAACUGCGCAAGAACAAGUGCAUAUAAUUUGCGUUUGUUGGACACCGUGUGACCUGUUUUCAGUGUCCAAUUUACAAGAGCCGUUCCGUCACGGUUUUACGAUCAACAACCAGCCGAAUAACCGACGUGUAGUGGCAAUUCCGAUUUCGGGAAUAUCAAUCUGGUACAAAAAUCCCAAUUUAUAUCAUUGGCUAGCCAGAUAAUAUCAUAUUGGAAAAUAUUUGAAAGGUUUAUUUUAUACCAUUGAAUAUUUUAUACAUUCAAUGCCUAAGAAUUGAAGAAGAAUAAAUCUGUGGUGAACAUUUAUCUGAAACACUGAAGACAAGCACCUUCCGAUAUGUCUCAUACUGAAAAUUCUAACACUAAAUAUCAUGUAAACAACGAUAUGGAAUCAAAUUCAUCUAAAUCAGUCCAAUCCACUCAAGAAAAGAAAAAUAGUCAUUCAGCCACUAAUCAAUAUGCACUUGACGUUACUGAAGAAACUACCUAUUCAACCCGUUCCUGUACACAAAGCAAUGAUACUAGAUAUAGUGCACAGAGAAAUGACAAUAUACCUAAUAUACAUGGAUUUGACUUUGGUGAAUCUAGUUCACAGAGCAAUAAUAUUGAUUCUAGGUCAUAUAUGUCACAGUAUGUACAUAGAACAUUAUCUGGACUAACAGCUGAAUCAUGGGCUCAAUAUAAGACUAGAUACCCCACCAGUAAUCAUUUUCGAAAAACACAUCCAAACUUAAUAGAAUACACUCAGGUAUGUCCACGCUGGUAUCGUAUAGUUUCAAUUGAUGUCAAUGCAGCCGAAUCAAAUGAAUCAUUCUCCUCUUCUCAACCUCGAAAGGUUCAACGUACAACAAACGGUCGUCGCAAUACUGCAGGUAUAACUAAUUCUCAAUCUGAUGUGGAAUGGUAUCGUAGGGUGAAUCGUGAUGUUAUUGAAUCACAGAAAUCAGCCUUGUCGUCGCGAUCCGAAAGACUGGAACGUAGGAGUGAAAGUCAACAACCAAUACCACCUUCGUCGUCUUUUCAAGCUCAAUCCAAUGGUUCUCGUCCGGAGAGUUCUGUGAAUAAUAUUCAUCGUUCUGAUUCACUAACUGAACCAAUUGCCCCAAAUACUCAGUCUAAUGAGAAUGUAAGAUACCAAUCUGACAAUGUUAUUCCUCCAGCCUUACAUUGUCAACUUCAAAACUUAAACAGUAAUCAGUCACCAUCUGUAUCAACUUUCUCAAAUCCUGAACGUGGUGCUGCUCAAGAUAUGACAUUUGUUCCUUCUUCAGAUGUAACUAAUAAUUCAAAUCGUGCCCAAGUAUUGAUAGACCUCGAUGAUAUUGCUACUAAUACAGAAGAUCAACCUAAUUCCUUUUAUGAAGUCAACCGUAAUUUAGUUACACAUGCAAUUGAAAUCAUUCCAACACAUCCUCCAACCAAUUCAACAGUAAUCAAUGAACCCGAAUCACUUGAAGUUGUUAUUCGUUCAAGGAACAAUGCUGAUUAUAAAUUUGUUAUCUCAAAUCCUGCUAUUAUCCGAAUGCAUAAGGUUUUGCAAAGAUGUAUUUUGAGUUCAGACAAUACAAGUUCUUCUGUAAAUAAUUCAAUUUUGUAUCAACAAGUCAAUCACUACAUGCGAGUCUUAAGAAGUACUAUAUUAUCAACAGACUCCAAUGCUACAAGUAUUUCAUCACUUAUGAGUGCAUCAGUUCCGCGAUCGCUCACUAUUGAUCAAUCUUCUUAUCCUCUACUUGAAAAUACAUCUGAAAUGCCACCAGUAAUUAUAAUUGACCGCAUACAAAAUGGUUGUGUCAUUAAAGAAUUGACAAACUGUGCUAUAUGUUUGGAAGAUGACAAUGGUAAUGUCUUAUUAGAACCAUGUAAUCAUUACAAUAUGUGUGGGACUUGCAUGGAAAGACUGACUACAUGGAUUUGUCCAAUUUGUAGAAGUCAUAUAACAAAUAUAAUAGUUUAUGUUUAAGUAUGGUAUGUAUCUGUGGCUUGGAUUAUUGUCAAAAAGGCCAAUGCCAAAUCUAAUUUGGUCAUACAGCAUAAGAGACAUUGGCCCUUUUAACACAAGUAAUGUAAGAAAAUUUUAAUGACAUUGGUCAAAUAAUCUCAAUUUUGUUAAAAUGUGACAUUGGCCCAUCUUGCACUAAACCAUAGAUAUGUAUAAAUGUAUAAUUUACAUAUAUAUUACUUACCUUAGGGUGAGCCUAAUUUUUAAAUUUUUAAAUUUUUGAUUUCUUAUCCUUCCAUUUUGUACAGAAAUUAAUUUUAGUUAAAUAAUAUUUGGUCUUGCUCACUCAACCCUCAAGAACAAAUAAAGGGGUUAAAAUGUGCAAAAUGGGGUUGUUUUGACUUUUCUUUUGUUAAAUUAAAAAAUAUUGUUUUUAUCAAAAAAUAUACCUAUGA